Messenger RNA from Aspergillus alliaceus, 1022 nucleotides. RefSeq names its product enoyl-CoA hydratase/isomerase family protein. The transcript has 2 exons. Bases 68 to 871 code for a protein of 267 amino acids. Gene Ontology annotation, biological process: fatty acid beta-oxidation. The record is from RefSeq and is a predicted model, not a curated record. Gene Ontology annotation, cellular component: peroxisomal matrix. Lineage: Eukaryota; Fungi; Ascomycota; Eurotiomycetes; Eurotiales; Aspergillaceae.
GCCUCAUAAGCACAUCUCUCAAAGACUUCUCGUUCUCUAUCAUCAAACAGAGCAACACUAUUGAGCCAUGGCUGAAGAAGAUCUUGUUCGCCUCGACAUCAACGGCAUUUUUGCGGUUAUUACGCUGAACAACCCAACAAAGUUCAAUGCCUUGACGCAGAGUCUGUAUUACCGCCUUGCAAGCUUGCUUCGAGAAGCUGAAGAAAAUCCGGACGUCUACGUUACUGUCUUGAUUGGCGAAGGCCCCUUUUUCUCUGCCGGGGCUGAUCUUAAAGGGAAACCUCCAUCUAUGGAGGAGAUUUUAUCUCGCCCUUACUGGCUUCCCAAGUUGGUCAACAACAACGUUGACGUGGCAAGAGCGUUCUACAGCCAUUCGAAGAUUCUUGUCACUGCGCUGAACGGGCCUGUUAUUGGACUUUCUGCAGCCUUAAUAUCUCACUCAGACUUUAUCUACGCGGUAUCCGACGCUUAUCUGAUGACUCCUUUCACGUCUCUCGGCCUCGUUGCUGAAGGCGGCUCCAGUGUCGCAUUUGUCCAGCGAAUGGGUCAUGGUAAAGCAAACGAGGCACUCCUUCUUGGCAGGAAGAUCCCUGUCAGCGAGUUGGCUCAGGUCGGUUUUGUGAAUAAGGUCUUUGAGGGCAAAGGCGACUUUCGCGAACAGGUGAUGGGCUACCUGCAGCAGACAUUCGGCGAUCAUCUAGUGAAGUCAAGCCUUCUGGGGACCAAGGCUCUCAUGCGUCGUCGCUUGGUUAGGGAGCAGGACGAGCAAGCACCGCUCGAAAUGUUCGGUGGCCUCGACCGUUUCUGCCAGGGCAUCCCACAGGCCAAGAUGAGCGAGGCUCUGUCCAGGAGCAAGACAUCUCGACUCUGAAUUUGUUGAGAACUAUGACCGACGCAUGAUAGUGCUAAGCUCCUGGAAAUCAGCGCUUAGUUUUCAGGCCUCCGUUUGCACUGCGUCUUGCAUGUAGCUUCGGGCUGUGUUCGUGUCUUUAUACUCUUUACCUCGCUGUACAAGAUUUCGC